Messenger RNA from Durusdinium trenchii, 1593 nucleotides. NCBI's taxonomy places the organism in Eukaryota, Dinophyceae, Suessiales, Symbiodiniaceae. The record is from the annotation of a GenBank genome assembly.
UUAGUUUCUAUUUUUAAGACUUAAUCAACGCACUGCUCCUGGCACUCUGCUUGCACUGCUCCUGGAGAAGCUUCCUUACGUUUCACUGACAUGGCGAAUCACGUCGAUGUCGAAAUCCAGGACCGUCAGACCCAGGUGCCACUGUGUGAUUUGGGCUUCGGCCCACUCUCCUGCUUUGUGACGAUGAAACCCUUCUCCUGUGACUACCUGACGCCCAUCAAGACUCCAUCGCGCCCCCACUCGGUGCAAAACCCGCCGCCAGACGAGUGGCGAGGCGCUCCAAUCUGGGAAGAGACAGAGACCAAGACAGAUCCCCCAAGUUUCGUUCCGACGACGAAGCCGAAAGCUGCGAACACCGCGGCGAACUCUGCGCACCCUGGCGCUGCGAACUCCGCCCUGGGAUCUCCCAAGCUCUUGACGACCGAUGUGACCUCCAUGCAAAGCUUCAGCAGCGGUGGAAGUUCCCCAACGCGGCGGCCCAAGAGAACGUCUCCGAAAGCCAAGACGAUGAGCCUCCCAAAACCGGCGCAGGUUUUGAGCACCUCCAGGUACAGUCAGGACUUUCCCGACGAGUCCAAGCCACGUGCCACCAAGUUCCAAAGCGACGAGGAGGACAAGCAGCGUUUGCUGGACGCCUGGGCUUCGGGGCGACUCAUCGAGGCGAAUCGCUUGGUGCAGAAGUCCAUCACGUCGGGUCGUCGGUAUCACCUGAAGGUGAAGGACGUGGUGGACUUGGAAGUGGUGCAGCGCGUGGGAGAACACUAUGCCCAUUCGUUGGACGAGCUGGUCCAACAGUCCGGCGCUGGAUGGAUGAAGGACCGAGACGAGACCCAAGAUCUUGAUAUGGCUUUCAGACUCUCCAAUGACUUGCUGCAAGCUGUGGCCAGCACCGUCUGCACGGGUUGUGACAUCGUCCAAGCAUUGGAUGGCCUGCUGGAAUAUGUGCAGCAGCAUGAACACAAUGACGAUCUGGAGGUUCAGCAGCUGAACAACGAGCUGGAGCAGGACAGCCUCCUUCGUGUCUUCCGGUCUGGCCAUGGCCGCACUGAAGACAACAUCCUCCACUGCAGCUGGUUGGAUGCCUUGGACGAGCCCUUGGGUGCGUUAUGGCUCUCGAGCUACAACUUCCAACACAAUCGUCCCAAGUUCCGCGGCGUGCGCUUGCCACAGCCCAGAUCGGGUGCUGUGCGCUUGUCGUUUUGGCGAAGCUCCUUUACGAUCGCUCCUCAUGCGAAGCGGGGCACGCGGGCAGUGCGGGUCACCUAUGCCCUGGCGCGCAGACCCUCGUCAGCUGCCUGCAUCUUCCCAAGCAUCAUGCAUCGCGAGGUGGGCAGGAUGUUGACCAGAUUCAAGCAGUUCCUCCAGACGCGCGAGCUCUCGGGUUCCCCCGACAGCUCCGAGCAGCGCAGCGCCAAGAUCUACGAGUGCAUUCGAAGGCAUGUGGUGGAGUGUGCAGCAAAGAGAAGUCGCGAAAUCCAAGAGGUCUCCUUCCAGGAGCUGGCAUCGUUCUUGCCGGAAGACUGGGCUGAUUACCAUGAUCCGGUUCAUGUUAAUGACCAUGACCUGAUACAGGUCGGCUCGCUUGAUUGACAA